AUGGCUAAAUUCGUGAUCCGCCCGGCCACCGCUGGCGACUGCAGUGACAUCCUGCGGCUGAUCAAGGAAUUGGCUAAAUACGAAUACAUGGAAGAGCAAGUAAUGUUAACUGAAAAAGAUCUGCUAGAAGACGGUUUCGGAGAGCACCCCUUCUACCACUGCUUAGUUGCAGAAGUGCCUAAGGAGCACCUGACUCCGGAAGGACACAGCAUUGUUGGUUUUGCCAUGUACUAUUUUACCUAUGAUCCAUGGAUCGGCAAACUGUUGUAUCUUGAGGACUUCUUUGUGAUGAGCGAUUAUAGAGGCUUUGGCAUAGGAUCAGAAAUUCUGAAGAAGCUAAGCCAGGUUGCAAUGAAGUGUCGCUGCAGCAGCAUGCACUUCUUGGUGGCAGAGUGGAAUGAACCAUCCAUCAACUUCUACAAAAGAAGAGGUGCCUCUGAUCUGUCCAGCGAAGAGGGAUGGAGACUCUUCAAGAUCGACAAGGAGUACUUGCUAAAAAUGGCAGCAGAGGAGUGA
This is a messenger RNA of Rangifer tarandus platyrhynchus (Svalbard reindeer), 516 nucleotides long. The record is from the annotation of a GenBank genome assembly. NCBI's taxonomy places the organism in Eukaryota, Metazoa, Chordata, Mammalia, Artiodactyla, Cervidae.